CCUCCAUGCGUCUCUAUGGUCUAGCGGAGCCGGCCGGAGCGCCGCCCCCAAGCGGGAGCGGAAGUGACGCAGGCGCCGCGCGUCGCGGAGCGGAGGGGUCGCGCAGAGGCGGGAGUGACGGCGGCGGGGCAGUGAUUGUGUGUCGGAAAUAUGGCUACGGACUGGCUCGGGAGCAUUGUGUCAAUUAAUUGUGGAGAAAGCUUGGGAGUUUACCAAGGGCGAGUGUCUGCUGUGGAUCAGGUCAGCCAGACCAUUUCCCUGACACGGCCCUUCCAUAACGGGGUCAAGUGCCUCGUGCCAGAAGUCACCUUCAGGGCGGGUGACAUUACUGAGCUGAAAAUUCUGGAGAUCCCAGGGCCAGGGGACAGCAGACAAUGUGGAGAUCUGCAGCAGACGGAAACGGGCAUUCCUGGUGUCGGAUGCCAAGUGGGUCCCAGUCAGAAUGGCACUGGGAAAAUGUUGAAGAAGCCCAUCUCCAGCAGUGCCCCGCAGAACAUCCCAAGGAGAACGGAUGUGAAGAAUCAGGAUAUUAUCAUCUCUCCACAGCAGCAGUGCUCCAAGAGCUACAUGGAUCGACAUAUGGAAUCACUGACUCAGUCCAAAGGCUUCCGUCGUAGACACAAUUCCUGGUCAUCCAGCAGCCGUCACCCAAACCAAGUGACUCCCAAGAAGAGUGGCCUGAAAAACGGGCAGAUGAAGAGUAAAGAUGAUGAGUGCUUUGGGGAUGACAUUGAUGAAAUCCCAGACACGGAUUUCGAUUUUGAAGGGAACCUGGCCCUUUUUGACAAGGCAGCUGUGUUUGAGGAGAUUGAAACGUAUGAGAGGAGGAGCGGCACUCGUUCCCGGGGCACCCCAAAUGAGAAACCAGCUCGCUAUCGGCAUGAUGAGAACAUCUUGGAGUCGGAGCCCAUCGUCUACAGAAGGAUUGUCGUACCCCAGAACGCUAACAAAGAGUUCUGCACGGACUCUGGGUUGGUGGUUCCAAGCGUGUCGUAUGAACUUCACAAAAAGCUGCUCUCGGUUGCGGAGAAGCACGGGCUGACUCUGGAGCGGAGGCUGGAGAUGACGGGAGUGUGCGCGAGUCAGAUGGCCCUCAGCCUCCUUGGGGGACCCAACAGGCUGAACCCGAAGAACGUGCAUCAGCGGCCCACAGUAGCCCUGCUGUGCGGCCCCCACGUGAAGGGGGCCCAGGGGAUCAGCUGUGGACGGCACCUCUCCAACCACGACGUCCAUGUCAUUCUUUUCCUCCCCAACUUUGUCAAGAUGCUGGAAUCUAUCACCAACGAGCUGAAUCUUUUCAGCAAGACGCAAGGCCAGCAGGUGUCCAGUGUCAAAGAUCUCCCAGACACUCCUGUCGACCUAGUGAUCAACUGUCUGGAUUGUCAUGAAAAUGCCUUUUUGAGAGAUCAGCCUUGGUACAAAGCAGUCGUGGACUGGGCCAACCAGAACCGGGCCCCCGUCCUCAGCAUAGACCCUCCGAUAAGCGAGAUGGAGCUGGGCAUCGACGCCAAGUGGUCGCUGGCCCUGGGCCUACCUCUGCCCCUGGGCGAGCGGGCUGGGCGCGUGUACCUCUGUGACAUUGGCAUUCCCCAGAGGGUCUUUCAGGAAGUGGGAAUAAACUACCACUCACCCUUCGGCUGCAAAUUUGUCAUCCCCCUGCACUCCACUUAGAGCCCAUCCAGCCACCUGGCUCUGAAGGGAGAGAAGAGAGGAGGAGGUCUGUCAACUGUCCAGUGGAUCCUGACUGGUAAACUCGUGACGCCUUAAGGAUGUGAAGUUCUGGAGAGUUUUUCCUUCCAGAAGAAACAUUGUCUCUUUAGAAAAAAAAAAGAAAAAAAGAAAAAAAAAGAAUAACCACAAAAUGAAACAAAAAAAGAAGGAAGCGAAUGUUCCUGCAAAGCCGUUUUUGUUCUCCUGUGCCAUUGUAUGAAGGAACGCGCAGGAAGAUGCUGGCUGUUCCAGCCCCAGCCGGGAGGCUGUUGAUUAAAGGGGAGCACACGGAGGUGGUACACCAGAUGGGUUGGAGAUGAGGGAUGUGUUUCUGUCCUCCUGGCUCCAGUAAGGGUGCCCUGGUAGGAACAGCCCCCAUUGGCUGUCUAGAAAUACCUUCUGUUGCGGUUGCACUGGGAGAGAGGAUUUGAGUUUGUUCCGAUGUUCUUUUUGACUCCCCUUCCCGCCCCAUUCUCUGUUCCUGAAGGCAGCUGUAGUUCGCUCUCCCUCCUGGACCUUCAGCCCCUCAAGUAGAGCAUUCCCUCUUCGGAAAGCUCUUGUCAAGAGCCAGAAGCUCUCAGGUUUCGCACGCUCUCUGCUGUUUCUCUGGAGGAACCGGGAGGAUGCAACGCAGAGGCCCUGUCCUGGCAGACAGCUCUCUGCUCGCUCCGAUGCUGUGAGCGUGGGCAGUUCUUGAAGCUCUGCUGCUCCUCCCCGUCCCCAGAGCUCCUGCAGGUACCUGGACCUCGCACAGACCCUGUGCGACACCACUGUUCUCAGCUCAGCCUUGCU
Messenger RNA from Cuculus canorus (common cuckoo), 2502 nucleotides. RefSeq names its product enhancer of mRNA decapping 3 (gene EDC3). Bases 151 to 1671 code for a protein of 506 amino acids. NCBI's taxonomy places the organism in Eukaryota, Metazoa, Chordata, Aves, Cuculiformes, Cuculidae. The transcript is spliced from 7 exons. Gene Ontology annotation, cellular component: P-body. Gene Ontology annotation, molecular function: mRNA binding. Gene Ontology annotation, biological process: P-body assembly; deadenylation-independent decapping of nuclear-transcribed mRNA. The record is from RefSeq and is a predicted model, not a curated record.